Messenger RNA from Leptinotarsa decemlineata (Colorado potato beetle), 934 nucleotides. It is a transcript of the gene dmrt99B, whose product is annotated as doublesex-Mab related 99B. Gene Ontology annotation, cellular component: nucleus. Gene Ontology annotation, biological process: regulation of transcription by RNA polymerase II; sex differentiation. The record is from RefSeq and is a predicted model, not a curated record. Lineage: Eukaryota; Metazoa; Arthropoda; Insecta; Coleoptera; Chrysomelidae. Gene Ontology annotation, molecular function: RNA polymerase II cis-regulatory region sequence-specific DNA binding; protein binding; DNA-binding transcription factor activity, RNA polymerase II-specific.
CUUUGAAAAGGCCGAGAAUAAACGUAGAAGACUGUUCCUUGGAGGAAUCCGAUUCAGACCAAGAAGAAGUCAAAAGGAGUAGACAGACGUCCCCUCUGAACAACCCUCCUACGUUAUUAGCCCCCACCCCCUCCCCCGAUCCUGUCACAAGCCCAGAUCCCGACUUAGAUGUCGAGGAAGAUACUCAGAGUGAAGCUCCAGAAAACCUUUCGAUCAAAAGAGAGAAGCAACCCAGUCCCGAAACACCUCCGCAUCAGCAUGCUUCCAACUUCAUGCCAUACCAUCAACAGUUUGCUCAGUUCCCAGUCCAGUUUCAGCCCCAAUAUCCCGCCCAGAGGAGCCCCAUCGACGUUUUGAUGAGGGUGUUUCCUGGAAGAAGGAGAUCUGAUGUGGAAGCGCUUUUACAAAGAUGCAAAGGCGACGUCUUGCAAGCGAUGGAGCUCAUGGUCAGCGGUUCUCAUGAGGAAAUAUCAGCUCCAUCAGCCUUUUCCCCUCUAGGUCCGCCUCCAAACUUCCACAGGUACAGUCCUUCGAGAAGGUUCCUGUCAGCUCCCUACGCAGGUACUGGAUACCUACCAACAGUUAUUAGACCACCUACAGACUAUCUGUCUUUGAUGGGUCCUGUUCACGAUCUGUACAAGAACGAAAACACUACAGCUUCUUCUCCAGGAUCAAACACCGGGUCGGACAAGACCAGCUAUUCUGAAUAGCCUACGUUUUUGGGAAGGAACGGUAGUGGAAGUAAUCAUUUUUGAAGUGAUCUUUGGUGAUAAUAGUGUUUGGAAAAGGUUGGUUGAUCAGAAAUGUUGUAGAGGAACUUCUGUUACAAGUUUAAAGACGAAAAAAAUUCAGAAACAUUUCACGAACAAUAUAGUUUUUUUAUUAUGUAUUAAUGUUCAUACUCAGAGUUCAAACAUAUGAACAACAUAAAAAA